This is a messenger RNA of Thunnus maccoyii (southern bluefin tuna), 1651 nucleotides long. RefSeq names its product growth hormone releasing hormone receptor 2 (gene ghrhr2). The record is from RefSeq and is a predicted model, not a curated record. Gene Ontology annotation, cellular component: plasma membrane. NCBI's taxonomy places the organism in Eukaryota, Metazoa, Chordata, Actinopteri, Scombriformes, Scombridae. The transcript has 13 exons. Gene Ontology annotation, molecular function: peptide hormone binding; G protein-coupled peptide receptor activity. Gene Ontology annotation, biological process: adenylate cyclase-modulating G protein-coupled receptor signaling pathway; cell surface receptor signaling pathway. Bases 293 to 1651 code for a protein of 452 amino acids.
AGGUGACGUCACGCUUUCAUGUACGUUCAGUCAUCUCACACCGAGAGCUUUUAAAAUGCUUCAUAUCAAACCAGGUGCAUGAAGGAAGCAGCUUACAAACUCUGAAGAAGAAACAUUUUCAGAUAUUUCGAUUUUUACAAAAAACAUCUAAUCUGAUUGAGAGAUUUUCUAAAAUUGGAAGAACAUGGACAAAACUUCACAUUGAUGGACAGCGUGAUUUUGUUUUUACCAACUUCAGAUACAGAAAAAAGGAAGCUCACACUAAACAAGUUUAUACGUUUCAGUGACUGACAUGGACGUCAGUCUGACUGCUGUCGUUUACCUGCUGAUCACUGCAAGACACCUGGUUAACUCAACUCAUCCAGAAUGCUCCAUCGUUCUUCAUCUACAAAAGAAAGAAAACGAGUGUAAACUGAAGAUGAAGACCAUCGAUGAAGAAUCACUUCAGUCAAACAGUAAUAAAACUGCAGGUUGUGUGAUGGAGUGGGAUGGAGUGAGUUGUUGGCCGGCUGCGUCUGAAGGCGAGAUCGUCUCCGUCCUCUGUCCUCUUCCUCUGCUGAAGCCUGAAACUCCUCCAGUUGUCAUCACGAGGAACUGCACAGGCCGAGGAUGGAGUAAACCCAGCUUGCCGUAUUACAAAGCCUGUUACUUUGAAGAUUAUGAACAAGAGGAAGAUGUUGGGAAAGAGAAAAAUUACUUUGAUACUCUGAAGUUGAUCUACAGCGUCGGGUACGGAGUGUCUCUGGCUGCUCUCCUCAUCGCUGUCCUGGUUUUCUGCUGCUUCAGGAAGCUGCUCUGCACGCGCAGCUACAUCCACCUCAACCUGUUUGUGACCUUCAUGCUCAGGAGUCUUGCUGUGUUCAUCAAAGAUGCAGUGCUGUUUGCAGACAAAAGCACGGACCACUGCACAGUGUCAACACUCCAGUGCAAAGCAGCCGUGAUGUUCUUCCACUUCUGUGUUUUGUCCAACUUCUCCUGGCUGCUGGUGGAGGGUUUGUACCUGCAGACGCUGCUGCUCUUCACCUUCAUUCACACCAGCAAGAUUUUCUGGAUCUACGCAACCAUUGGCUGGGGUUGUCCUUCAGUGACCAUAGUUGUCUGGGCCAUGUUGAAAAAACAACUUGAUGAUGAAGGGUGUUGGGACAAUCUGGAGAGCAGCUUGUGGUGGAUAAUCAAGAUUCCCAUCCUGCUUUCUAUCUUUAUCAACCUCUUGAUCUUCCUGAACAUCAGUAGGGUCAUCGUUCAGAAGACAAAGGCCGCACACGUGAACCAGAGCGAGACUCACCUGUACAGGAGGCUCGUUCGCUCCACUCUGCUGCUGAUCCCUCUGUUUGGCAUUCACUACGUGGUGUUCGCCUUGUUCCCAGAACACGUUGGCGUGGGGCCUCGACUCUGCUUGGAAUUAGUUUUAGGCUCCUUCCAGGGUUUUAUUGUUGCUGUGUUGUAUUGCUUUUUUAAUGAAGAGCCACAGACGCCCCGUCAGAGACCUCAGGGGCCCCCAGGUACAAAGAAACAAAGACUAGGCAUGAAUGAAUCGGUGGAGGAGCUUCAAAGUGACCCUUUGAUGAAGUUAACGCUCUGCUGUCUGAUUCGAGGACAACUAGAAAAAGACUAUCGGAGGGAGUUUGAUGAGUUCAGCGUGAGCAUCUGA